AUGUCCCUACAAUUCUUUUCACAACUCUCUGAUAAUCUUGGAAGACUACUCGAGUACGCGGAUGACUUUAAUGUCAUUGUAAAAGUUGGAAAUCACCCAGAGUUCGCCGUGUUUCAAGCGCACUCUGUCAUCUUACGAGCUAGGUCUGAAUACUUUCGUGCGGCUCUAUCGAGUAACUGGGCGAAAAAAGAAGGCGAGUGCUUCGUCUUUGAAAAGCCAAACAUUUCUCCUGCUGUGUUUGAUGUAAUAUUAAGCGCACAUCCUUCCUAA
Molecule: messenger RNA, 270 nt
Organism: Ambispora gerdemannii
Lineage: Eukaryota; Fungi; Glomeromycota; Glomeromycetes; Archaeosporales; Ambisporaceae
Source: the annotation of a GenBank genome assembly